GAUUCCGACCAAUUGAAUGAUUCUAUGUGCUCGCACCGUGACUGAUGGUUGAGCUUGAUUUAAAGACAUUAAUUAGCGCUCCUUUAGUCGUGUGCCGAAUGUUCAGUCUAUAGUCGGUCGCUUAUUGUAGUCUCUCUACAUCUGCAGACAAAAAUGGAUUCUCCUUUGACCGUACUUUACCCGUUAUGCGAUAUGAAGAAUUGGAAGUUACAAAAUCUGUACAGAACGUUUAGUCGGAAAAAAGAAGUGGAUCUUCCUCAGGAUACAAAUUUGGCGAGAUGUCUGUCAACAUUGGAUCUCACAGCUCUCGGAAUAGGUUCAACUCUCGGCGUGGGUGUGUACGUUCUCGCAGGGUCCGUUUCAAAAACAACCGCAGGGCCAGCCGUAAUAAUUUCGUUCGCUAUUGCCGCAAUCGCGUCCAUGUUCGCAGGUCUCUGUUACGCGGAAUUUGGUGCAAGAGUUCCACGUGCUGGAUCAGCAUAUAUAUACAGCUACGUAACGAUGGGAGAAUUUACAGCUUUUCUGAUCGGUUGGACGCUAAUUCUCGAAUACGUAAUUGGCUCGGCUAGCGUAGUACGAGGACUGAGCACCUACGUGGAUAACUUGUUCAACAACACUAUGCGAAAUGCGUUUGAAACGGCAGCGCAUAUCGACAUCAAUCACCUCUCUUCUUAUCCGGACUUCUUCGCCUUUGGGAUCACUCUAAUCUUUUCUGCUGCGCUGGCGUUCGGAGCAAAGGAGUCUUCGGUGGCGAACAAUAUCUUCACCCUUACAAAUCUCAUGGUAGUUUUAUUCGUGAUAAUCGCCGGAUCUCUCAAAGCUGAUAUAACCAAUUGGAAAACGAAGCCCACGUGCACGGAAGAAAAAUGUGAUUACGGAAGUGGAGGAUUCGCGCCUUAUGGCAUAGCGGGUGUUAUAACGGGAGCAGCAACGUGCUUUUACGGAUUCAUCGGUUUCGAUUGCGUCGCUACAACGGGAGAAGAAGCGAAAGAUCCCCAAAGAUCGAUCCCAAUAGCGAUCGUUGCCUCGUUGACCGUCGUCUUUCUAGCAUAUUUCGGUGUCUCUAUGGUGUUAACCACCGUCCUUCCUUACUACGAGCAGGAUGCAGAAACCCCGUUUCCUCAUCUAUUCGAGAGUAUCGGUUGGAACUGGGCGAAAUGGCUGGUAACCGUAGGUGCUAUUUGUGGUCUAUGUUCCAGUUUACUGGGUGCGAUGUUUCCCUUGCCGCGAAUUAUUUAUGCAAUGGCAUCCGACGGAUUGAUAUUCGAGUGGAUGGGAAAAGUUAAUUCACGAUUUCAUACGCCUCUCAUGGGUACCUUCUCAGCAGGGAUUCUCACAGGUGUACUAGCUGCGAUAUUUGACUUGCAACAACUCGUAAAUAUGAUGAGUAUCGGAACAUUGCUCGCUUAUUCGAUCGUCGCAACAUGCGUACUAAUGCUUCGGUAUGAAAAAAGCGAAGCGUAUGAAAAAAAGGGAGAUCGCGAUCCAAGAACCUUGACAUUCAUUGCGAAACAAUUAAUUAACGCUAAUGGUUUAAAUCAUUCUACAAAAUUAACAUCCCAAAUCGUUACGUGUCUUGUCGUGUGUUAUGAUGUUCUGUGUAUUUGCGUCGGCAUUACUGUUUCGAUUUUUAUCAAUGAAAUAACGAGCGGUAAUGUUACAUUUGUCGCUCUAUUAGCAAUUCUACUAUUAGCUCUAAUCAUUACUCUUACGUUUAUUUAUCUUCAACCUUCUUCUGGAAAGAAGCUUGCCUUUUCGGUUCCGUUAGUGCCAUUUUUACCUGCUUUCAGUAUUCUUAUUAAUAUAUAUCUUAUGAUGAUGUUAGACAAAAUGACUUGGGUGAGAUUUUUAAUAUGGAUGAUAGUUGGACUUGGAAUAUAUUUCUGUUAUGGUGUUUGGCAUAGUAAAAUGAGGAAAGAUAAAUGCAAGAAAUUACCUGAAAACAGUUGUGAUAACGGAGCAACAUGGGAAACCAACAAUUUUGCCAGACUUCAAUGAUACACUAUUUCCUGUAUUUUAUUUUCAUAAUAAAAGUUUUGUAUAUACCCCCAAAGUUA
Molecule: messenger RNA, 2057 nt
Organism: Bombus huntii
Lineage: Eukaryota; Metazoa; Arthropoda; Insecta; Hymenoptera; Apidae
Product: cationic amino acid transporter 2
Exons: 11
Coding region: 154-1998 (614 amino acids)
Biological process (GO): transmembrane transport; amino acid transport
Cellular component (GO): plasma membrane
Molecular function (GO): amino acid transmembrane transporter activity
Source: RefSeq, a predicted model, not a curated record